AUGGCCAUAGAUACGCACCCGACACCGUUACAAUUACCCAAUAUGCAACUACCACAGAUGGACCCUUCACCUACUGCAGCUACGACAGCAGCUUCGACACCAGAGCGCAUCAAUUUGUCCGAUAUGGAUUCUUCGCGCUAUGCCGCCUUUGGUUCCAUUUUCAUUUUGGGAGUGGACUCGUGUCUCUUUCCAUUGGAUACCAUCAAGACAUUAAUCAUGUCGCAACGGGAAGCAACUUUUGGUCGAGAACCUAAUAUUCUUAGACUUAUAUGGCGGAUUGCCAAAACUGAAGGGAUCGCCCGAUUCUGGCGUGGCCUUCCGCCAGCAGUCGUCGGUUCCUUUCCUGGACAAGCAAUGUAUUAUCUUGCCUACGAAACGGCCCAAGAUGUGUGUGCACAGUCAAUGGCAAAAGAAACGUUGGAGAAGAGUGUGUUUUUGAGAGGUUUUAUUGCUGGGGCUUGUGCGGAAAUAUCGGCCGGACUGUUUUAUGUCCCUGCUGAUGUGGUGGCUCAGCGGUUGCAAGUGCAGAACCUCAAUGGGUUCAACCAUAAUUCGAGGUUAUAUGCAGGACCAAUAGAUCUUGCGAAAAGAAUCAUGCGCAGCGAAGGACUUCGGGGAUUCUACCGCGGAUAUCUUGCAUACAUAGGAGCGUAUGCGCCAGCCUCCGCUGUCCAGUGGGGAUCCUAUGAACACAGCAAACCCCUCCUGCAUGGCGUACUGGCUGCUAUUGAGAGAAAACGAAGUAUACGGAUACCAAAUCGAGAUCAUAUCGUCAACGGCAUCAGUGGCGGAUUCGCUGGUUUGUGUGCUGUCUGUGCAAAUAAUCCUUUUGAAAUCCUUCGAAUUCGCCAUCAGCUGCUAGAUAGAAGUUGUCCGGCGGAUGCCGAAGUAAUUAGACGUGGUUACUGGUAUUUGGCAAAAAGUAUAUAUCUUAAGGAGGGGCUGGCGGGCUUUUACAAGGGCUUGAGAUUGAGAUUAUUGGUUACUGUGCCUGGAGCCAUGGUAGCUAUGAGUGGCUAUGAAACGAUAAAGACGUGGAGUUCGCAGUAA
Molecule: messenger RNA, 1050 nt
Organism: Spizellomyces punctatus DAOM BR117
Lineage: Eukaryota; Fungi; Chytridiomycota; Chytridiomycetes; Spizellomycetales; Spizellomycetaceae
Exons: 8
Coding region: 1-1050 (349 amino acids)
Biological process (GO): mitochondrial ATP transmembrane transport; mitochondrial ADP transmembrane transport
Cellular component (GO): mitochondrial inner membrane
Molecular function (GO): ATP:ADP antiporter activity
Source: RefSeq, a predicted model, not a curated record